Messenger RNA from Trachemys scripta elegans, 2843 nucleotides. It is a transcript of the gene SPIRE2, whose product is annotated as spire type actin nucleation factor 2. Lineage: Eukaryota; Metazoa; Chordata; Testudines; Emydidae. Gene Ontology annotation, biological process: Golgi vesicle transport; actin filament network formation; polar body extrusion after meiotic divisions. The record is from RefSeq and is a predicted model, not a curated record. The coding region runs from base 95 to 2275 and encodes 726 amino acids. Gene Ontology annotation, molecular function: actin binding. The transcript has 15 exons. Gene Ontology annotation, cellular component: cell cortex; cytoplasmic vesicle membrane.
AGAGGCGAGCCGGGCUCAGCCCUCCUCCUCCGGCUGCCCAGCGCCGCUGUUAUGGAAACCAGCCCGGAUUGCCCGAGCACAUAAUGGAGCAGCCAUGGCCAAGGCCGGCAGCAGCGGCGCAGCCCCCCAGGAGAGGCCGGGGGUCCCGGAGGGCCAGGACCCCUGGGAGCUGUCCCUGGAGGAGGUGCUGAAGUCCUACGAGCAGCCCAUCAAUGAGGAGCAGGCGUGGGCCGUGUGCUACCAGUGCUGCCGGGGGCUGGCGGGCACGGAGGGGCGCUGGGGGCCGGCGGGCCGGAUCCGGGACACGGCGGACAUCCUGCUGCACAAGGAUGGGACGGUGACCGCCCGGGGGGAGCAGGGCUCGGCCGAGCUUCCCCUGACCCUGUCACCCUCAACGGAAGCACAGAUGGUGCAGUCGCUGGGAUUUGCCAUUUACCGGGCGCUGGACUGGGGGCUGGACGAGAGUGAGGAGCGAGAACUGAGCCCCCAGCUGGAGAAGCUGAUCGACCUCAUGGCCAACAGCGACUCUGACGACAGUGGCUGCGGCAUGGCGGACGAGGGCUACGGGGGGCAGGAUGAAGAGGAGGAGGCUGUGGAGGGGCUCCCACGAGCCGUGCGCACCUUCGGGCAGGCCAUGAGGAUGUGCGCCGCUCGCCUGAUGGCCCCCCAGGAGGCACAGCAACAUUACCAGGCUGUGUGCAGGGCCCUCUUUGUGGAGACGGUGGAGCUGAAGGCUUUUCUCAGCAAGAUCCGGGAAGCUAAGGAGAUGCUGAGGAAGCUGAGGGAACAGGAGGAGGCGCAGGAGGAGAGGUCAUCGGAUGAGCUCGAUAACCUGCGGAACACAGACUGGGCCCGGCUGUGGGUGCAGCUGAUGCGGGAGCUACGCGACGGUGUGAAGCUGAAGAAAGUCCAGGAGAAGCAGUACAACCCCCUACCCACUGAGUACCAGCUGACGCCCUUUGAAAUGCUGAUGCAGGACAUCCGGGCACGCAACUACAAGCUUCGCAAAGUCAUGGUGGAUGGUGACAUCCCCCCCAGGGUGAAGAAAGAUGCCCAUGAAUGCAUUCUGGAUUUUAUACGGUCACGGCCGCCACUGAAACAGGCGUCCGAGAGGCGGCUGCGCCCCAUGCCCCAGAAGCAGAGAACGCUCCACGAGAAGAUUCUGGAAGAAAUCAAACAAGAGAGAAAACUUCGCCCAGUCGAGACCCGGCGCCAGGGUCAGAAAGGUUUUGGCUCCCUGCCCUGCAUCCUUAAUGCCUGCUCCAGCGACGUGAAGUCAACCUCCUGCAUCAACCUCUCUGUACCCGACUCAAGCACCCCUGCCCAGCGCCAGCGGCCAAGGGUUCUGCUCAAGGCUCCGACACUGGCCGAGAUGGAGGAGAUGAAUAUCUCCGAAGAGGAGGAGUCUCCAAGCGCUGAGAUGGGGAGGGAGCCUGGCUUAGGGCUCCCCCUGAAGCGUGAUCGUUCCUUCUCUGAACAGGACCUGGCCCAGUUCCAGAGCGAGAGGGGCACCAGCCAGUCCGAUUCAGGGUAUCUGGCACCACGGGAGUCUGAGCCAAGACCCCGCUCAGGUUCGUUCCCAGCCAGUUACCACCAGAUCCCACCUAGCGCUGGUCCACUCACGGCCGACCGCGGCUCCCUCGGGGCUGUGGAGGAGAGGUCAGAGGGCAGCUCCAGCUCCACCCCAGACAGCAGCUCCAAGCAUCUGUGGCUGGAGUUCAGCCACCCCGUGGAGAGCCUGGCACUCACUGUGGAGGAGAUGAUGGACGUGCGCAGGGUGCUGGUAAAGGCCGAGAUGGAGAAAUUCCUCCCGAGCAAGGAACUCUACAACAGCCUGAAGAAGGGGAAGAUCUGCUGCUGCUGCAGAACAAAGUUCCCUUUGUUUUCUUGGCCCCAAGCCUGUGUCUUCUGCAAGAGAUCCGUCUGCACCUCCUGCAGCCUGAAGAUUAAGAUGCCUUCGAAGAAGCUUGCUCACAUUCCCGUCUACGCCCUGGGCUUCGAGAACCUCCCCGGAUCUCUGAAUGCCAAAGCUCUGCUGCUGAGGAGGAGAGAUGCCUUCCACUCCCUGCACUGGCGGAAGGUGGAAGCGGAGUUCCCCCACAUCUACACCCACGGCUCCAUCUUGAAGGACAUCUGCUGUGACUGCACCAGCUUCGUGACCGAUGUCAUCAGCUCGAGCCGGAAGAGCAUGGACAUCCUGAACGCCACGCCGCGCAAGGGCAGGAAGACGCAAUCCCUCUACAUCCAGCCCACCCGCAUUGCCAAACCCCAGUGAAGGACUCCUCUGCCGCCCCGCCGGGCCUGGCCCUGGCAGCUUCACAGGCACCAGGAGCCAGGCUCACAAGCAACUCCGCAGUGUUAGCACCUUGGCAGAAAUUGGCUCUCCAAUGAGCACACCUCCCAGCGAGCUGGGACUCUCUGGGCAUCACCUCCCACCCCCACCGACAUCCGUGCGCAAGAACCAAACCAAGAUGGCUUCCAGAUGACCCUGCUGCCUAAAAAUUGCCAGCCAUCCUUCCCUGGCAUGCUGCAAACACCGCUGCUUGCCCCCAGCCUGACCGCUCGUGCCGCUCUUAGACCUCCAUUGCGAUGCCCUGCUAGUGGAGGUGUGCGUAUGUACAUAGAUGAUAUAUAUACAGCUCUAUAUUUAUAGACAUUAGUGACCAGCGAGAUGGCACCUCAGCCAGCGGGACUAGUGUCGGAAGCCACGUGUUGCACAGCCGGGACCCCACUAGCUCGGUGUCUCCCCAUGGGAGGGCAGAAGGACCCAAUCCCUUGCUCUGGCUGAGGAUGGGCAGGACCCAGGAUGUGACUCGGAGCCCAGCUUCUCUCAGAUCUGUCGG